UCUGCUGCUGGGGUGCUGGCUGAAGCUUGCAAGGACUUCUCGGAUCGCAACAACUAGAUACGUUGGCGAAUCGGGAUACUUCUAGAAAGAGCGGAGUUCAGCAGAAGUCCCGAGCCGAAGGAUAUCGAUCCCACACAUCAGUAGGCCUGAGAAUCCACACAUCGAGCGACUAGUUCAUUCGUUUCUCUAUCGACUCCGGUGGCUUUAACAGUGUUCCGGGCCACCGCUGCUAGUGCUCUCGAUUUUUCGUUCAGAGAGAUCAUGGCCGAAAAUCAUGCUGCGAUGGCGGAGAGUCUUCCCGCGGGGAGCGUCACUGCCGAAGGAUCGACGUCCUUGGAUUGGGAGUCGGGCGUGAAGGCGCUGAAAGAAUUCAAUGAGACCAACGUGAAAACGUAUACUUUCGACGAGUCCCAAUUGCGGGAGUUCUUGCCACAGAUCCCCCAUGUGGUGAAGCUGCUCGACAGUGCCGCAGAAGAAGAUCGCAUGGUCGCUCUCGCAACCUGCAGAAUUCUGAGUCGAGACAGGAAAGUCGCCAACGCCGUCUUCGGCAAAGAUCUUUUCGAGAAACUGUGCAUAAUAACUCGACUGAAGACGGGCUCGGGUCCUCUGACGGAGGCGCUGGCCCCUGCCGCUCUAGAAGCCGAAAAGGUCAUAAGUAAUCUGGUGUUCCACGAACAGGAGUACCGCGAUUUGUCGGUUGCGCACGGUGUGCUGAAGUCGCUGAUCGACCGUGUCGCCACCGUAGACGCGGUAUCGCCGGAGAUCCAAUUGUUUGACGUGCGAGUUCUAUUCGGCUUGACCGCGCGAGAGCCAUCGCUGCGAUUGGUGGCUCGUCAAGAGCUCGACGGCUUGGCGAAUCUAUGCUCGCUUCUGAAAAAUCUCCACGACAAACUUCCCGAGAGCGACGCAGAUCUCAUCAACUGGACAUUGAGGGCAUUGUACAAUUUGACGGCGAGUUUCAAGGAGGAGGAGAAGGAAGAGCUCGAGCUCGAUGAGCUGAUGACAAUUCUGCGUCAGCUGCUGCUGGCGAUGAAGGACGACAAACUGGUCGUCGAAGAAGUUAUCAACAAUCUCAGCAACAUGAGCAAAAAGUCGCUCGCCGGUCUCCUGACCCCCACGAUCUCGGCGGACAGCCACAGGUUCAUGCGCUACAACGUGGAAGCCGUCGACGUAAUGCUCGAUCAGCUGGACUACAAGCUCGAGAGCCCUCACCAGAGGGAGUGUCUGGUUCCGGUGUUGGUGGCGCUCUCGCAAGCGGCUCGGAGUUCGCGAGUCAUCCGGAAAUACGUCAAGGCUCGCAUACUUCCUCCUCUCAAGGACGUCAUGAAUCGACCCGAAGAGGGCGAUACACUCCGCAAUAAGCUCGUGAGGCUGAUGACGUCUCCGCUCACCGAAGUCAAGUGCACGGCGGCGGAUCUUCUGUUCGUGCUCUGCAAAGAGAAAGUCGGCCGACUCAUCAAAUACACGGGAUACGGCAAUGCUGCAGGCCUCCUCGCCAAUAGAGGUCUGAUGCUCGGUGGACGCGGCAACGGACACUUCUCCUCUGAGAGUGAAGAUAGCGAUACAGAGGAGUACGUCAAGUACAAGGACAAUAUCAACCCGGUUCUCGGCUGUUACGAAGAGCCGAAACCGAAUCCGAUCGAUGAGAUGACCGAAGAGCAGAAGGAGCACGAAGCCAUGCAGCUCCUGCAACUCAUCAACCGUCUUGCCCAAUGCAGCAAUAUCAGGCCUUGCGUAGUGUACGAUGGCAAGCCGCAUCCCGUGGACAAUGUUCACGAGUUAUUGAAUGGUCUUUCUCAGCCCAACACCUCUCAGACGGAGGGGGAUUGAGAUGAAUCGGAACGAGGGCCGCGCGAGCCAGGAAUUUUAAAGUGAAAAAACGUGAAGACCGAGCUAUCCGGACGGACAAUUCGUGGUUGGAGGGGGACGGCAACGUGUCACUCCGCCCGCUUGCUCACUCGUUGAUUGAUUGAUUGAUUGAUCGUAGUCCGAAUGAGGAAUCGGAGCUUGGAAAUGAGGAAUUCGACACGGCGGAUCCCAUCGGGGAAUUCGGAUCUGAUCCGCUUCGCAAAAGUUUAGACGACCGGGGGAAACUUUCGGAAGACUGUGGAGUUCAUGAUGACUUCCUGCCCACUAUAGCGCGUUGGUUACAUUACGCCGCGUCAUCCCAGUAGUAUUGAUGGUGUAUCGUUGCUCGACGAGGAUCGGAUCAUCGUAGGAAAUCAUUCGGUGGGAACAAGCGUCGCUCGCAAGAGCGCGACCUCCAACUACGCGUGGAGUCGUUCGAUCUACCAUUAUCUUAUUUGAAAUACUAGCGCAUAUUGCUUUUACGACUCCGAUGAUCAUCCAUAAGUUCACUUCUGCUGUACAAAGGACGGCGGCAUUGCAGAACAACGUUUAAACGAAUUGUAGAACGUCUGAUAUUUCAGUCGUUGAUUGUGCUAGCCAAUCUUCCACUUUUUCCAGUAUGCGAACUUCACCCCAUCGAAGCUCCGUUCAGUCAUGUGGGUCGAAAUGAUUUUGACAGGAAAUUCCCUCUUCGUGAACGGGAACAGGGAGUGACGACUAUUUAACUUUUCGCAGAAUGACAUUUCGCAUCAUUUGAGACGGAGAAGAGAACACAAAAUAACGAAAGCCUAAUAAACCGUGUCAAAAGACCGCACCCGA
Messenger RNA from Galendromus occidentalis (western predatory mite), 2667 nucleotides. It is a transcript of the gene ric8a, whose product is annotated as ric8 guanine nucleotide exchange factor A. The record is from RefSeq and is a predicted model, not a curated record. Gene Ontology annotation, molecular function: guanyl-nucleotide exchange factor activity; G-protein alpha-subunit binding. Gene Ontology annotation, cellular component: cytoplasm. Lineage: Eukaryota; Metazoa; Arthropoda; Arachnida; Mesostigmata; Phytoseiidae. The transcript is spliced from 2 exons. Bases 262 to 1830 code for a protein of 522 amino acids. Gene Ontology annotation, biological process: G protein-coupled receptor signaling pathway.